Messenger RNA from Peniophora sp. CBMAI 1063, 1404 nucleotides. The record is from the annotation of a GenBank genome assembly. Lineage: Eukaryota; Fungi; Basidiomycota; Agaricomycetes; Russulales; Peniophoraceae.
AUGCUUAAUAUCUUCUUGUACUUGGCCGCGAUAUGGCCGGCCGGAAAGUACAAUCGCGCACACAGUAGCAGAGAGAUCGGAUGGGUCUCAGCGGGACAGGUCUGUCGCUCGUGGCGUACAACUUUACACGGCUCAAGUAUCAUCUGGGCUCUGUGGCUAACGUCAUUCUGCAACAUCGACGUCUUCAACGUUUUCUUGCAGAAGGCUGGGCAAGCCCCCCUAUGGGUUGACUUAUGUCUUCUGUAUGACAACGCGAAUGGCAAGAGGCUGACGUCCGACCUAAUCGCCACAGUCAUGGCACACGAGCUCUGGAGCAAAGCGUACGCGAUCGUCGCAAAUUAUCGCCAGAACAUCUAUAACGGGUACUCGGCUGUCAUCGCAAGCUGUCUGUCAUCCGUCUCUCUCGCCAAUCUUAGUGUCCUCGAUAUGUAUAUCCCAAAGGAAACCCCCAUUUGCGGGAAAAUUUGCGCGCCGCGUCUCACGGAGCUAUCUAUGAGAUCUGACGCCGAAGAUAUGGACGAUUGCCCGCUAUCCGUGGACAAGUUGCAGUACUUGUUCGACUCGUGUCAGCGUCUUGCAAUUGUCCGACUAAGGCGCUGCAUCGACACACGAGGCCUCGAUCACACAUCAGAUUAUACUGGGCGCAAACGCACUGAGCUGCGCGAGCUACACAUCGAAAGCCUCGACGAGGCCCUUCUAACGAUAAUUCACGCGUACUUCACCGUCACGACGUCGUCGUCAGUAGUGAUCGACGUGCGCUCGGCAUCCGACAUAGCCAACGCUAUGGAGCUGUCUUUUACCCGCUUCGGCUACUCGCUAGACGCGCUCGACUCUCUCGAGAUUCAAUAUGAUUGUGAACUUCAGCGCCAUCGUGCACGAAUAUUGCGCGGCGCCGAUUUCUUCUCUUUGUGCAUGCGUCCUCGUAAGGCGUUUGCUGUUAUCAUGCGCAUGGGGAGCUACGACAAUUCAUGGUCGUGGAUGGACGUCGCAUCUAUGCUACCGUGCAGAGACAUCAAGGCUCUCACAAUCUCCAAUCCCGAAGAUAAGUACUGUGACCACGACGUUCGCCCUACCGAUUUAUUGCGCGAGUUACGCGGCUUGCGCAGCGUGACGCUGUCCGACAGACGGAACAUUCGCUUUCUCGACGACCUCCCCCCUGACGCUCCCAUCUCGACAAUCAUCGCAUCUUUUCCUUCUGGAACGAAUAAUGAGGAUCUAUCGGAUAUAUGGCACUGUCUGGAUACGCGGGGCGGGCGCAGGGACUCCGUAACUCUCAUCCUUGACGGCGUGCUGAGCACGACCAAGAACGUGGCGCGCUAUCGUCACUUGGAAAUGCCGCUUCUAGUUGCACUGACCGAGUUCGCAGUGCUUAAGGAUUUCAGGACGUACAAACAAAUCAGAUGA